AUGCGCGACGAGCGGUACCCACCGCCGUUCGCGCCGCCUGGCCUCCGUCACAUCGGCUACGAGCUUCGCGUGGCGGCGACGCUGCGGCGCGCGGCCGAGCCGCUUCUCGAGACCGACCUGUUUGCCUGGGGCGACGGCGUUGAGGGCAGCCUCGGUCGCGACAACACACAGACCACGACCGUGCCUCUGCGCGUCUCGGCGCUGCGCCAUGCCUCGAUCGCCCAAGUCGCCGCGGGCCGCCACCUCAGCCUCUUCGUCGACGAUGCUGGACAAGUGUACCAGUGCGGCCGCGUCGGCGCGUACGUCACGGCGGCCAACUGGGUGCCACGGCCUGUACAUGGACUGCCACCCGUGCAGAGCGUCGCCGCCGGCACCCGCGCGUGCUUUGCCAUCUCCGCUCCACAGCGCGUGCGACCGCUCACGAUCGGCCGAGAAAACGACGACGACGACGACGAGACGGCGUCAUCGAGCGACGGCGGCGGCGUGGUGUACGCAUGGGGCGAUGGCUGCCACGGGCAGCUCGGGCUCGGCUCCGACGCUCGCAUCUCGGUGCCGCAGCCAGUGGCAUUGCCGACGCCGGUCGUUCGUAUAUGCGCGGGGCACCACUUUACCCUCGCGAUCACAUCACAAGGCGAGCUCUACUCGUGGGGCCGCAACUCACAUGGGCAACUUGGCCACCGUAGCACGACCCUCGAGCGGACGCCGCGGCGUGUCGAAGGCCUCCCGCGCGUACUCGAGGUUGCGGCUGGGACCAGCCAUGUGCUGGCGCUCUGCGGCUCGACCGUGUAUAGCUGGGGCCGCAGUCAACGCGGGUGCUUGGGCCUCGGCGGCGACGACCGCGACGUCACGUCUCCUGUCGAAGUCGCCUACUUUCGCUGUAUGCGCGCCGAGAAGGUUGCUGCGGGCAGCGACCACUCGCUCGUCGUGUGCGUGCUGGGCGUUCGAACCUUUCUCUACGCGUUUGGCUCGAACGCCUUUGGGCAGCUCGGCCUCAACCUCAUCGUCCAACACGUCGACACACCCCAGUGCGUCCAAGAAUUCGAGUACGCCGCUUCGUCCCGACGCAUUGCUCAGAUCCGCGCCGGCGACCGCUUCUCGGUGGCGCUUCUGACCAACGGCGAGGUGUACACGUGGGGAGACGGAGCCCACGGCAAGACGAGCCACGGCGUGCAGCGGCAGGCGACCUGUGUCCCAUGGCCCGUUGAAGCCAUCGCGCCACGCUUCGCGAUCGAUGUGGCCGUUGGGUUUGCCCACGGGCUUUGCGGCAUCGCUCGUGUCUAG
Saprolegnia parasitica CBS 223.65 is the source of this 1281-nucleotide messenger RNA. RefSeq lists its product as hypothetical. The transcript has 11 exons. The record is from RefSeq and is a predicted model, not a curated record. The coding region runs from base 1 to 1281 and encodes 426 amino acids. Lineage: Eukaryota; Oomycota; Saprolegniomycetes; Saprolegniales; Saprolegniaceae.